Sphaeramia orbicularis (orbiculate cardinalfish) is the source of this 1069-nucleotide messenger RNA. RefSeq names its product tumor necrosis factor receptor superfamily member 4. Gene Ontology annotation, biological process: extrinsic apoptotic signaling pathway in absence of ligand; activation-induced cell death of T cells; motor neuron apoptotic process. The coding region runs from base 164 to 1036 and encodes 290 amino acids. Gene Ontology annotation, cellular component: membrane raft; external side of plasma membrane; CD95 death-inducing signaling complex. Lineage: Eukaryota; Metazoa; Chordata; Actinopteri; Kurtiformes; Apogonidae. Gene Ontology annotation, molecular function: tumor necrosis factor receptor activity; protein binding. The record is from RefSeq and is a predicted model, not a curated record. The transcript is spliced from 8 exons.
AAGACGUUGCCAGCCGUACAUGCAGCCGAGCCAGGGGGUCUCAAUAAACGCAGACACACAGGAUGAGAGAGCACAGCCCUUUGGUGUCAGAGAUAGCAGCAGAUUCUCAUAAUGACUCAUCCUUGACAUCUUUUGAAUAACCCCCUGACACAUUUCUGAUCCAAUGUUCAGUCUCACACUCAGAGGGUCCCAGGUCACAUCUAGACUCACUCUCUCCUCCAUGAUGUGGCCAAACUUUUACAUCACUUUAGUUCUCCUGUGCAGUUACUGCCUACUCUGCUCUGUGCUUUCCCAACCAUGCGAUAAUAAAACACAAUAUCUCUGGCCAAUGGACAAUCCAACGUUAUGCUGCAACAUGUGCCCACCAGGUCACUAUAUGUAUAAGCGGAACCCAAACACUUGUCACAUUGAUUGUAAACCCUGUGCUGAUGGUCGGUACUCUGACACCCACACGUUCCAAAUGAGGUGUGACUCUUGUAUAGAUUGCAACAAACCCAAUUUAAACAUGGAGUAUGAGACACCCUGUAGCUCCACUCAAAAUGCUGUGUGCAGGUGUAAAGCCGGCUAUACAUACAAAGACAUAUCCCGCACAUCCUGUACACCAAUAACCAGCCAACAACCCACUUCAUCCACUACAGAAACUGUGGAGUAUAAGCCAUCCUGUAAUAACACCCAUAAUGCCGCAUGCCGAUGUAAAGCUGGUGACUGUCCACCAGUAGCAACCACGAACAGACCCAUUUUGCGUCCAUCUACUUCAGCCAUACAGCCUCAAACAACCUCCACUAAACCCGCCAAACCAAUCAAAGAUACAGUGUGGUUCCUGGUGAUAGUUUUCCUCCUGUGUGCUGGAAUUAUAAUGAUUAUUGCAACAAAGAUUAGCCCUGUUCUGCACUGGAUCAGAUCAAAGCACGGUUACUGUCUGGCCAAUAAACCAAUUCCAGUAGCUGUACAAGUGCCACUGUGCACAGAGGAAGAUGAAGUAUCCAAGCCUGUCCAGGAGAUGUGUGGGAAAUGUGACCAGCCUAUUGAUGUUUGAGUUAAUGACUGAAGAAGCCUUGAGAAUAAAACU